This is a messenger RNA of Symbiodinium natans, 1131 nucleotides long. NCBI's taxonomy places the organism in Eukaryota, Dinophyceae, Suessiales, Symbiodiniaceae. The record is from the annotation of a GenBank genome assembly.
AUGUCCUCCCUGCUGCGCGGGAUGAAGGCCAAGAUGUGGCCAGCACCCGCUCUUAGCCAUGUAUUGCACACGGCAGAGCAUUAUAGCAAGGAGACCUGUGUGUGGCCCCUAUCUUCGCAGAAGGGGAAUAUCCCGCAGCCUUGCUAUCUGUUCAGCAAGGACUGCUCUGCAGGGGCUGUCAUGAUCAACAACAUCCAAGGUACAACGACACCAGACAAAAAUGUCCUCCCUGCUGUGCGGGAUGAAGGCCAAGAUGUGGCCAGAUGCAUAGUCAAGGAAGUGAAGGACUCUGGAUCGUUUGUGCCUCGCCUGGCGUGGCCGAGCGUGUUCUUCCUCCUCCUGGCGGCUGCGGGGCUCUUCCUUGUCGCUUCAGCGCGGUUCUUGGGGCGGCUGCUGCCGCGGAGGGCAAGACCCUGGGCGGCUGUAUUGGCCACGCUGGUCACCGGCGCGGUCUUCCUUCUCUGGUGCCUCACGGACCUGGGCACUGCCGCGACUUUUCGGGACGAGCGGCCGCUGUGGUGGUUUCUGGGCUACAUCCUGGAGCCGGCACACCGGAGGAUGCUGCUCCUGCAGUGGCCGCUGCUCUUGAUCGCUGGCGUGGUCGGCGCCGACCACCUCUCACGCAGGCUGGCAGCCAAGUCCAAAGGCUGCCCCUCGAACCGGGACAAGCACUUCGUGCGCAAGUCCUUCCACGCGCUGGCAAUAGCCUUGUUUGCGCCACCCCUGUUUGAAGGUCUGGCGCCUUUCCUCUCACUGUCGCUGCUGAUCGCAUCGCUGCUCUUCCUGGCGCUGGAGGCCUGCCGCUUCCACCAAACGCCUGGCUUGGCACCGCUGCUGGACAGCUACCUUGGCCAGUACCUAGACAAGCGCGAGGACAUCGCACGUGGAGACCUAGUUCUGACCCACCUCUACCUGCUGCUCGGCUGUGCGCUGCCGAUUUGGCUGGAGCGAUCUCUGGUCGAACCUCGAUGCCCCGACGCUGGAGCAGCGCUGCGGCAGUGGGCGGGGCUUCUGCUGAUUGGGGCUCCUGGGCACAGGUUGGCGACUCUUGCGCGGCCAUUGUCGGCAUCCUCUUCGGCAGGCUACUCGCCUUCAGAACUCUUCUGGACCUUCAUGUUGCGCCUGCUGUAG